Ceraceosorus bombacis is the source of this 1181-nucleotide messenger RNA. The record is from the annotation of a GenBank genome assembly. NCBI's taxonomy places the organism in Eukaryota, Fungi, Basidiomycota, Exobasidiomycetes, Ceraceosorales, Ceraceosoraceae.
AUGCGCAAGACAGCAACAUUACUCGGGUCCCUCGCUAGCGGCAAAGCUGCAUCCCAGCCCUUCGGUCGCACACUGGCUUCGACUCAACGAGGGGCCAAGUGUUUGGCGCGAUUGGCCCCGCCCGUCUCCAAUCGGCCGUUCUAUCCCACGCCCAACCCGUCUAGCAUACCCGGUUUGCUGCGAAAUCUGCGCGCAAACAAAAGGCCUCAAGCUCGCUUCCUCAGUAGCUCGCCCGGCUCAGCUGUAGCCGACGAGAGUGCAGCAGACAUCAAAGCAAGAGCAGCCUGGAUCGCCGAAUUCAGGGACAAAGAAUUGCCGAAGGGUGAGAGAGCUUUGCUUGCUGCGUUUGCCCCAGGCCGAUGCCCGGAUCAGCGCUAAAGCGCUGCCUCUGCUCCAUCUGGGCUCGCUUGCUGAUCGUAUGUCUCCCUUGGCAGACUUCUUGACCACCACGUUCACCAGAGCGAGUGGACCUGGCGGGCAGAACGUCAACAAGCGUGAGCGGCAACCUUUCGCGCCAUCCGCGUAGGGGCUUGAUUUUGCUCAAAUGAAGUUGGACUCUGAUGCGCACAUUGCACUCUGACGUAUCUUGCAUAGUCAGCACAAAAGCCAACAUUCGGCUAGACCUGAACAAGCUCAAGCAAGGUGUGCACGGAUUUGAGCCGCCACCCAGUGCCGUCAUCAAGCUGCUCGCUCGCAGAUCUGUGAGCAAAGCUGCUCGACUGCCCUCUUGUGAGCGCGUAGUGCAUCUCCGGAAAGCCAUGCUGACGCCUUUUCCUGACCUCGUGCCUAAUGGUGACAUCGACCAGCCUUUCUACGUGGCUUCAUCUCAUUCUUUGCUCGUCACUAGCUCUCAGGAAAGAUCACAAGCUUCCAAUGAGCAAGAUGCGCUUCGCAAGGUGCGUCCCCGCAAACGGUUCUCUCUUCUUCCAGAGCGCAGUCUUUGCGCUUCAGGGACCGCGUAUGCUGACCAUCACCGCAAUCUUUAUGAUGGCCACCCACAGCUGCACGCUCACCUGGUCGAGACGCUCUCUGCGGAUAUUCCUGGAGAAACUUCAGAUCAGCAGAAGGAAAGGGUCAAGAGGUUGCAAGAAAGCGAUGCGAGACGCAAAAAGAUGGCCAAGCAGAAGAGGGGCGAUGUCAAGAGCGGAAGAAAAUCUGGCAAAGCCGUCGUUUGGGACUGA